Nipponia nippon (crested ibis) is the source of this 4698-nucleotide messenger RNA. Lineage: Eukaryota; Metazoa; Chordata; Aves; Pelecaniformes; Threskiornithidae. The record is from RefSeq and is a predicted model, not a curated record.
AUGCUGGAACAGGAAGGCUUGUCCGAAAUAGCUCACAGUAAUGCCAGCGAACAGAUUGCUUAUUUACUGGUGGAAAGAACGACGCUGCUGGAGAAACUGGAGAUCACAGAUCAGAAGUUGAAUUCGCGCAGCUACAUCGACAGGCUGUGUGCGCCACAGCUUCAGGAUGAGUUUGAUCACAUUCAUCAGAUCUUAGAAGAUGAACUCCAACAACAUGAAUCCAUGCAGCUUACUGGAGAGACAACGCAUAAGCUUGUGAUUCAGUCCUACAGGGAAGAGCUGGAGAGGGAGCAAGCGUCACGUGCAAGAGUUGAACGAGAUCUGGAUGAGGCCACGCAGAGGCUGAUGAUGGCCCAGGAGGAGAUCCGGAGGUUGACAGACGAGCUGGAUGCACAACGAAAGGAGCAGAGCAAAAUAGGAUCAGCCUCGCGGUCAGCCCUGCAAGCACCCGAGAGCCCGGAGGAAGGAUGGAGAGAGAGUGACAGGACUGAGCUCCAGAAGGCCAUGGAGCACAACAGCAGACUGGACAAGGAAAUUCUGGCGCUGCGAGCACGGGUCCAAACGCUCGACUUGGAAAGAAAAGCGUUCCUCGAUCUGGUUGAACAGCUCAAAGAGGAGAUCUGUGAGUAUCAGAAGAGCGAGAAGCAAGUACUUCCAUUGCCUGCGCCAACCGAGGCUGACGAAGUUGCAGCGUCCUCGCUGCAGGCCACAGAGGACGAAGGGAGGGCUGAAGGAGACCACAUUUCAGGCAAAGCUGGCUCAGAUCAAGACGACAGAUAUCAGAGUAGUGAAACACUUCAUAAAAGGUGCCGAGAGGUGAUUGAAAACAUCGAGGGCAGGAAUUCACAGCUCCUUCACAAGCUGCAAAAACUGGAGCAGGAGCACGAGGGUUUGGUUGAGCGCAAUGAAGAGCUGGAAUCAAUUCUGGGAGAGACGCAGAUCCAAACCAAGCAGGAGAAGGAACAGUUUGAGAGUGAGGUGGAGGGACUUCACCGGAAAAUCACAAGUUUAGAAACAGAGUUACUCGAAGUGCAGAAGAACAAAACUGAGAUGAGUGGGGAAGAGCAGGCAUCGUCUGGAGCACAAGAGAUGCAAGAGAUGCUGGAAAGCUGUCAGGAAACGAUAGAAAAGUUGGGAAGUCAGCUGGGAGAGCGGAGAGAACGGAGAAAGCAACUUGCAUCUGAGCUUGAACUGUUACGAGAAGAUCUGAAGGCUGAGAAGCAGGUAUUGGGCAGCCCCAAUGAAAGUCCCGAACUGUUGACGCAACGGUCUCCAAAGACAUCAGCAAGCAGGGAUCUCAUUAAUGUAUCCCAUGAGAAGCUACAAAAAGAUGAUGCUUUGUUAGAUACGGAGGUCUCUGAAAUCCUACAGGAAAGCGAACAGAUUAACAAACUCGAGCAGAAAGAUGAAGAUCUAUGUACAGACGAAAGGAUGUAUGAAGAACAGAUGGCUAAAGUAGUAUUUUUGGAAGAACAGAUCAAAAACUUGAGGGAUGAACAAGAACUGCUCUGUUCUGAAUUGCUAGAAAGCAACAAGAAGAGGGAGGAGCUAGAAAAGCAGCUAAAAGAGAGCAAUGAAGAAAAACGGUUGUUACUGGAAGAAGUUGCCCAGCUGAAACAAGAUAUCCUGACUACGCGGGAGCAGGGCGACAGCACGCUUGAAGAGGCUUGGAGGAUGAAUCGAGGCAUGGCGCAUAGAGAGAACAGGUUUCUCGUGUCGCAGAGCUCUGCAGGCGGUUUAGAUGGGAGCUUUAAACAGAGUCUGUCUGACGAGAGAUUCCAGCAGCAGGAGGAAAAAAUGCGGCAAUUGCGGCAGGACCUGCGUCGCGUUCAGAACUUGUGCAGCUCGGCCGAGAGGGAGCUGAGAUACGAAAGGGAGAAGAACGUCGACUUACAAAAGCAAAACCUCUUGCUCCAACAGGAAUGCACCAAGGUCAAAGCUGAGCUGAAGCAAGCCCGGGCAAAACUCUCGGACACAACUGAAACAUGCUCCUCUCUCUCAGCACAGUGGGAAAAAAGCCAGCAGAAGGUCAAAGAACUCGAACAAGAGCUCUUGAAGUGCUCCCAGGCUGAUAAACUGCAGAGCAGUCUGCAAGAGAAACUUGCACAGGAGAAAUCCAAAGUAUGCGAAGCACAAAAAAAGAUGUCAAAACUCCAGCAAAAGCUAAAAGAUUCCCAACACCAGCUCCUGCUGGCAGAGGCCCGUGUUUCAGACAAGAAACUCCUGGAGGAGGAACUGAAGGAGGCCCGAGAAAAUGAAGCUCGUGUGCAGCAAGAACUUCACGAGGAGCAGCUGAAAAGGAAGCUCCUGGAGCAGCAGGUGGAGGAGCUGCGGCUGCAGUCGCGGGAGACGGAGGCGUCGCUGGCCAAGAUGCACGUGGAGCUGCAGGCCAAGGCUCUGCACGUCCUAGAAGAUGAGAGGAAAACUGACUCCCGUGAGCACCUCCAGUGUCAGAAGGAGAACCAGAAGCUUGCAGAGCAACUUUCACUGCUGAAGGAGGAAAACAAAGCCCUUUACGAGGAAGGAGUCCGUCUCCUGAACCAGAAGGACCUGUAUGUCAGGAAAUAUAAUGAAAUGCAGCUCCGCCACAAAGACAAGAUCCGCAGAGCCAAAGAGACCUUUAUCCACGAGGUGAAACAAAGGGACAGCAGAAUUAAGCAGCUUGAAAACGAGCUCAGCGAGUCAAAGCUCCAAGUGGAAAAGGGGAAGGUGCUGAUUGCACAGAUCGCUGCCGAGAAUGAGAAAUUACUCCAGGAAAGAAGACGGCUCCUCCAGAAGAUAACUGACCAAGAGGAGACCCCUUGGAGCAACCGCUCUACGAUUGCCACCCUGCAGAGCAGAGUGAAGAUCCCGGACGAGGAGAACGUGCGGCUGCACGAGAGCAAACUCCAGCUCUCCGGCCACGUGCCCGCCCCGCAGCGUGCUCCGAGGAGCAUCCACGCUCCCAACACGGAGGACUCGAAGAGCGUUAACUUCUCCGAACGCCAACUACAGAGUAAGGUGUUGCCAUCUCCCCAUGCCAGGUACCGUGGGACCCAGGGCGGCGGGCUUGCUUACAGCCUUCGGGUGCUGUGGAGGGUGACGGACAGUCCGUCGCAAGUCAGAGCAGGUUCUGGCCGGGAGGAGAAGGCGGGGGCAGGCGGUGCCGUAGCGCCGGGGCUGUUUGGUGAGGUGGAGAGGAGUGAAGGAGCUGGGCCAAGAGGAGCUGCGGCCAUGGAGUGGUUCUCCUCUGCCUUCCUCCAUGCGCUGUCUCCACACCUGGCGGAUUUCACAAAGGAGGAGAUUGCAAACAUUUGGGACAGCGUGUCGGAGUGCUGUCGCCAAGAGCUGCUGCUGAACAAGACUGUCAGGCUAAUGGGCAUGGCCACUGUGUACCUCAGGGAAGAGGACUUCCAUAGUAAGAAGAAGGCGAGUUUGAAGGUCCAGAGACCCGUGUUCCACCUGGACAAGCCAGUUCUGGUGUGGAACAAGCUCCGCUAUGAGACCAGACUACAGCCUGAGGAACUGGAAGUUGCAAAGCUGAUCUACGCCGAGGCCGCCUUCCGCCUCCACAUCCCUGAGAAGAAGGUCUGGAAGUGCGUGGAGGCGACCAUGAAAGUCAUUGCGUGGGCCUUGACGGAAGGCAAGGACUUUGACUUUGUCUUCAAGAACUUCGGCAUCCUGGUGUGCCGAGGGAGGAGAGUGGUCAUGAGGUUCUUCGAAGAGCUGCUCCGAGACGUGGAUAAGAGCGGGGUCCUGGCUGAUGCUUUCCUCCAAAAAUCAAGCCUGAGGCCCUUGGUCAUAGCCCACACGGAAACAGCGGUUUUCCAGAUGCCUCCUGGGGGGAUCUUCGUGUUCCCACAGUUUGUCUACAAAAAUAAGGUGUCUGAAAAAGAACUGCCUGAAAAGGCUGCCCGACAAGCGGCUCCUCCUGGCAAGCGCCUGCUCUCCCGAGGGCGCCUUUCUCCCGUCCGGACGAGUGGCCUUGGUCUCACGGGAGAAAAGAGGACAAAAGCGGGGACGGCAGAGGCUACUGUGAGCGUGCUGCCGCCAGUCGAGGGGAGCCGUGCAGAGAAACACCGGGAGGUCCGCCGGGAGGUCCGCCGGGAGGUCGAAGCGACGGACUGUCCUGAAGACAGGCUCCCUGAUCUGGACAGUGAGAUGGGAGCAGCGGUGGCGAGGCGGCAGUCCCAAAUACCCCAAGUGCGUUGGCCUGACUUGUCCCUGCGCUUCCCCUCGCUCAAAAGCACCAGGCAGGAGAGGGCCAAAGCACAGGCAGGACGGGAGGAAGCCAUCUCCUGGGGCAAGAGAGAUGGGGAGGAGAUGUCUCGCUGCCAUCCCUGGGCAGAGAAGGGGAAGACACCGGCCCCUUGGCUGGGGACGCCACAGCCUGACAACGAUGGCGCUUUUGUAGAGUCUGUCUUUGUCAGGGUUCACUUUUUGAAGUUCUUCCGUGUAAAACGGCCCCUCAGUUGCUUCGUGAUCAUUAAGCGGAUGCCGAAGUUCUUGAAGACAAAGUCAAAGUCCUUGCCUUCCGUCAAGGCCCACGCAAUGACUUUCACGGUCGCCUUGAUGCACGUCAAGACCUUCUGCUCAGGUGCCGCUUGCCAGAGCCCAUGCAAAUCUCAACCCGGCCAUUGGAGAUUUCAUAUCUACCCUCUGCACUGCAAUAUGUCUGCUCAAAUCAAGGAGGAGGCAUGCUUGAAAAUCAGGCCCUGA